This is a messenger RNA of Candida dubliniensis CD36, 528 nucleotides long. RefSeq lists its product as uncharacterized. Lineage: Eukaryota; Fungi; Ascomycota; Pichiomycetes; Serinales; Debaryomycetaceae. Bases 1 to 528 code for a protein of 175 amino acids. The record is from RefSeq and is a predicted model, not a curated record. The transcript has a single exon.
AUGUUUAAAUCAUCUUUCAUUUCCAACAAUUUCAUUCCCUCAUGGUUCAAGAAAUCAUCAACAUCCACACAAUCAAAUGUUGUUGUUGUUGAUCCAAGUACUAUUCCUAAGAACUUUACUAUAUCAAACACUGAUAAUAAAUUGAUUAAUGUAUCAAUGAAUAAUGUUCAACAUGAUGAUGAUGAAUUUAUUGAUAUUGAAACCAAACCUUUGAGUUAUGCUGAAGUUGCUUCAUUAGGUAAAAAUAAGAAACAAACCAAUAUGGCCAAACCUAGUAAAGGCGUGAUCAAUAAGAAUCAAUUCAAUGUAUUAAAUGAUAAAGAUAUUAAUGAUAAUGAAGAUGGUGAAAAAAAUGGUCAUGGUGGAGUUAUGGAUAUUGAAAUUAAUUAUCAAUAUGAUGAACCAAUAAAAUCUGGUGAUGAAUAUAAUAAAAGUAAAAGUUAUAAAUUAAAACAACAAAAAUCUAUUCAUAAGAAAAAACAAUUACAUCGUGAAUUUAAAGCUCAAAAAUUAAAAGCAAGCAGUUAA